AUGUGUCUUCUCAAUCUUCUUCUACAUUCGUUUAUAGGUCUUAUCUUCAUUCAAGUUGCCAGAGCCGAUCCUUCUUCCUAUCAAUGGCAAGACUCUCUCACCAGUGAUGCUGCUCCUGACUGGCAAAAGUAUGUGCGAUCUCCUCCAAAUCAGAUCGUACGUCCUGUGGCCGUCCUCACCAAUUAUACCCAAGGGAACGUGACUAAUCCCAAUGGUCUCCUCACGGGAAAAGGAGCGACAACUUUCACCAGAACAAAUAUAUCUGCAGGUACUGAGAAAGAUGUACUCCCAACCAUUGUGGUCGACUUUGGACAGAACAUUGUAGGUUAUCUCUCCAUCAAAUUUGGUGGAGCAAGCUCUUUCAACGACACUCCUGGUUUGCCCGGAAUCCGAUUAGCCUUCUCGGAAACACUCCAGUAUCUGACUAACGUCUCCGAUUUCUCAAGAUCGUACAAUGGAGACACAAUUACCCCAGGAAGUGACCAGAUUGCCGUCAACCCAUAUCCGUACACCUGGACUGAUGUUCAUGGCUGUGAGUACGGAAACCAAGUUUGCGAUGAUGGCCUUCAUGGAUUCAGAUAUGUGAAAAUCUACUUGGACUCUCUUCCCGCGGAUGCGCCAUACACAACUUCCUAUGGAACUGUAUCAAUUGAUUCAAUGAGCCUGAAUUUCUCUGCAUUCCUUGGCACUCCCAACACCUUCACGGGAUGGUUUGAAAGUUCUGACGACCAACUCAAUCAAUGGUGGUAUGAUGGUGUAUAUACUACAGAUAUGUGCACAGACACAUUCGGAGCGAACGACUCAGACCCAAGAGGGGCCGCAAGUCCAAGUCUCCUUGGGAAGUUGGUGAUCCUUGAUGGAGCGAAACGUGAUCGUGACCCAUAUGUUGGCGAUCUUGCUGUCUCGGCACGAACUUCAUACCUGAGCCAUAAUCUUCCUCAGGCAGCUCGGAAUGUUCUUGCUGAUCUGGCAGAUCAUCAACGAGCUGAUGGGUGGAUUCCACCCGCUAGCAUCAACAACUACACUCUCCCGCUUCUUGAUUAUCCACUGUGGUGGGUCGUCUGUAGCUAUGAUCUCCUCAUGUAUACCGGAGACGUAGCCUAUAUCCAGCAAUACUACUCGAAUAUUGUGCAAGUCCUCGAUACAUUCUACCCCUCAGUCACGAAUACUCAAACUCAACUCAUUUCCAAAGGCAUUGGAAUCUCUGGAGGUUAUGGUGAUUAUGCUUUCUUACCCCGAAGUGGACCAGUAACCUACUACAAUGCCCUCUAUGUUCUCGCCCUCGACAAUGCUGCGUCGAUUGCCACCUUCCUCGACGGAAAGCAAGCAGAUGCAGCUCGGUGGACAGCUCGAGCACAGAACGUGUCCGCAUCUCUCAAUAAGUACAAUUUCGACAUCACGAAUGGUGCAUUUUUCGAUGGGACUUGUGGCGGAGAGGCGUAUUGCGAAACUCAUGCUCAGGAUGGAAACAGUCUCAGCAUUGUCACUGGGGUAGCAAAUGCCACUCGUGCCAAUCAAGUACUCUCCUACCUCGCAACACACAACGCGCGACCAUACGGGAACUCUUUCUAUGACAAUGAUGCCAUCGGGGCGGGAUUUUCUCAGCGUGUCUACGCUUUCAUCUCAUAUUUCGAGAUCGAAGCUCGAUUUAUCGUUGGUUCAGCAAGCUCGGCGCUUGAGGAGAUCCGAAGACUCUAUGGUUGGAUGGCUAACCACGACCCAACGAUCACUCAAUGGGAGGGAAUUGGAGCCGAUGGGAUUCCAUAUGAAGGCGCAUACACCUCAAUGGCACAUGGAUGGGCAACUGGGAUCGUCCCCGCACUCACCAACUACAUCCUUGGUGUCAUUCCUCAAGGUCCUGGCUUCUCGGUCUACAGCGUCAAACCGAUUCCAGGAGAUGUGAAGUGGGCGAAAGGAGUUGUUCCUACUCCGCAUGGACCUAUCACAGUGAGCUGGAACAGUAACCCUUCGCAGGGGCAAUUCUACAUCAGUACCACGGGGCCAGCCGGGACGAAGGGCACAGUAUAUGUCCCAGUUGCAAAUGCAAGUGUAGCAGUAUAUUUGGACUCAAAUCCUGUUCCACAGAUGAAUGGGACUCAAUCGUCUGCGAGUCAGGAUGUUGGAUAUGUUGCCGUCCCGAUAAACGAUGAUCAGACGCAUGUCAUCACUGUAGGAUUUCAAAUGAAUUAA
Mollisia scopiformis is the source of this 2190-nucleotide messenger RNA. RefSeq names its product Six-hairpin glycosidase. Gene Ontology annotation, biological process: carbohydrate metabolic process. The record is from RefSeq and is a predicted model, not a curated record. The coding region runs from base 1 to 2190 and encodes 729 amino acids. NCBI's taxonomy places the organism in Eukaryota, Fungi, Ascomycota, Leotiomycetes, Helotiales, Mollisiaceae. The transcript has 4 exons.